GAACUCCUGCAUAUUUUCUGCAUCUGACAGACACGCAGGCUGCUCGCCGUCCGUCCUCUGCUCGCUGGUCAGCGGCAAAGCUGGUACCGAGCGGAUGGCCCUUGCGUUCCCGUAGUUUUAACGCGGUGCCUCGCUGAGUGAAGUGCGGGCGGCCGGGAUCUGGGAGCGGGCUCCGACCCUCCUGCGGCCGCCGGCUUUUUGCCAUGCCUGCAGCUGUGACAAAGCCGUGAGCACCAGCAUCACCUGGGGCUUGCUUCUGAAGUUUCUUGGUGUCUCAAGUCAGUAGGACUGAUCUGAAGAGCAACCUCCUCAAAUUUACUGCACAUCUGACAGCUCUGUCCUGAGCUGCUACAGAAAUGUCCAAGUUGGGAGCUCACUGUACCACUCUGCAGCUGAUCCACCUCUUCCCCACUGGUUUGAAGGGCACUGAAUGCUGAGCCUGUAUAAGGGGACACAGGCUGACAGGGACCCAAAAGCAGGACUCCAAAAAUCCCUCGAAAUAACAGAGACUCGACAGCUCAGCCUCCGUUUUCAAUGAAGGUUUCCAGUCCUCAAUGCACCUGAGUGGGGCUUGCAGCUUGUCCUGUCCUCGUGCUGGAGCUGCCCCGAUGUGCGCUGCUCUUCGGAAGGGAUCUCGUGUGCUCCGAGGUGUCUGCCCUGGAAAUGCCGCGUCCUGGAUGCUGCAUCCUCCCCAUUCUUCGGAUGGCUUUGAGACUGCUACAUUCACUUUCUGACGUUUAAGCAACUUUUGAAGGAUGCAGACACGGGCAUUGUAUGCUGUCUCGCUAACAAGGAGUGGACUUCUCAAAAGCCUGCAGAGGAGACACAGGAUCUUCAAGCAAAUCCUGGCAGCUGGAGUUUCCCGAUAGCAGAUAAAAUUAUUUGACCACCAUGAGUUGGAGUUUUCUGACCCGUCUGUUAGAGGAGAUCCACAAUCACUCAACCUUUGUUGGCAAAAUCUGGCUGACAGUGUUGAUUGUAUUUCGGAUUGUCCUAACUGCUGUGGGAGGAGAAUCCAUUUACUAUGAUGAACAAAGCAAGUUUGUGUGCAACACAGAGCAGCCUGGCUGUGAGAAUGUUUGUUACGAUGCUUUUGCUCCUCUUUCGCACGUGAGAUUUUGGGUGUUUCAGAUCAUUCUUGUAGCCACUCCGUCUGUGAUGUAUUUAGGCUACGCAAUUCACAAAAUUGCCCGGAUGGUGGAACACAGCGAAGCUGACAGAAGAAUCAGAAGUAAAAGCUUCUCAACGCGCUGGAAACAACACCGUGGCUUAGAGGAAGCUGAAGAUGACCACGAGGAAGACCCAAUGAUGUACCCAGAAAUAGAGCUGGAAAGUGAACGGGAGAACAAAGAGCAGUCAGCCCCUGCCAAAGCUAAGCAUGAUGGCAGGCGACGAAUUCGUGAAGAUGGACUCAUGAGAAUUUACGUGCUGCAACUUCUGGCAAGGACUACGUUUGAAAUUGGAUUUCUUGUGGGUCAGUAUCUGUUGUAUGGUUUUGAGGUCAGCCCCAUAUUUGUGUGUAGCAGAAAGCCGUGCCCACAUAAGAUAGAUUGCUUCAUUUCAAGGCCAACUGAAAAGACCAUUUUCCUGCUAAUAAUGUAUGGGGUGAGCUGUAUGUGUUUACUUUUGAAUGUCUGGGAGAUGCUCCAUUUAGGAUUUGGCACAAUCCGGGACACAUUAAACAACAAGAGAAAAGAGCUGGAAGAUUCUGGUACUUACAACUACCCUUUUACUUGGAAUACACCAUCUGCUCCUCCUGGCUAUAACAUUGCCGUCAAGCCAGAUCAAAUCCAAUAUACUGAACUGUCCAAUGCCAAAAUGGCCUACAAACAGAACAAAGCCAACAUAGCUCAGGAACAGCAGUAUGGAAGCAACGAAGAAAACAUUCCUGCUGACCUGGAAAAUCUGCAGAGGGAAAUUAAAGUGGCUCAGGAACGCCUGGACCUUGCGAUCCAGGCUUACAACAACCAAAACAAUCCCAGCAGCUCCAGAGAGAAGAAGUCCAAAGCAGGCUCAAACAAAAGCAGUGCCAGUAGCAAAUCAGGAGACGGAAAGAACUGUGUCUGGAUUUAACGUUGGCUGAGUUAAUAUAUUUUUUUCUCCUAGUUUAUCAUAACCAGCAACCCCUUGAAUAAUGGCUUCCAUUAAGUAAAUAUUUGGUUCUGCUUAUUUUCAGGGAUACCGUUGGCUAGUGAUUCAAGCUCUAAGAAAGUGUUUAUACGCAUAUGCUAGGAUUAUAGAACUUUAUUCUUCUGCCUUCCAAGCCAGGAGACAAAUAGGUAUAUUUAAAUCAUUCUCAUUGAACGGUUUAUGCUGUAUGUACAGUAUUAUAGUACAUUUAUUAUGCACAAUUUUUGUAUUUGUACACUGGAUCUCUGAAGUUACACAUUUUUAUAUUAAAAAGGAGAAAACAGUAGGUAGUUGUUAGCAUUUUGCUAGUUUUAUUACUGUGGUCCGCAGGUUUGUUGUUGUUUUUUGUUUGUUUUAAAUGUAAAAACUUUCUAUGCUGCAUUUCAGAAGUGCCUUGAACAUGCACACAGCACAGAGGAGUCUCCAGUUAUCCAGGCAGCCCACGGGUGCCAGUCACUUCAUAGCAGAGCAGAGAAAGAUUUGGAAAACAUCUGCUAAUGGUGCUCUUGACUGUAUCUUUUACAAAAAUGAUGUGCUACUUACAAAACGGAAGUGUCAAACUAUAGCUAUUAUGUGCUACAUUUUUUUGUCCUAUGGAAAAUGGGGGAAAAAAUGCGUGUGUGUUAGAGUACUUGUGUUCAGAGCAAGCCUGCCAGCCAUAAUGCAGAGUGGAGUCAGACCUCCCUGCAAGCUUUAUUCAACAGGAGGGAAGAGAGACUUCAAACUCCUGUAAAACAUUCAGAAAAAGUAAAUAGAAACUACUGUAUUCAGUAAUUCCACAUAUUUAUGUGAUAUCUACGGAAAGAUGUUUCUGAGGUCUCUUGUUACGCAACACCCCGCUCCCCAAGGGCAUCACGUUGUUACAAUACCUUUUGGGUAAGAUUUUUGUAUUUUCCAGAGUAAUCUGGUUAGAAGGAGUCAUGUUAAUUUUGUUUCUCGAUGCAUUACAUUCAAGAAAUAACCUUCCUCCCCCCACAACCCUGUACACACAAGCUGUCUGCACAAGUUCUAUUACAAAGCCCUUUCCGAAUAUGAAUGAUAAUGCCUUAUUCCAGGCCCCUCUUCCUUCCAUUAUGUCCGAGGAACUUAGUUCAGACAGAGCAAUAUGUAUAAUUUAGAUUUCUGCUUGAGAGACCAGUCAGAUUUGGCAUUCUGUGGUUUUGGCAUUAAACUUGAAUUUAUAAUUAGAAAAAGGAGAACGCGGUAUUCUCCGCCUCUGGCGGUGUCUUUUUGGCAAGGAUGAGCAUUAAUAUCUGAGGGAUGCUGGUAAAUGUGUAUGCUUUUUGCUACUAUUUAUAAUGUGUUCAGGGCCUUGCUCUGUUUCCUCUUCUGUUAGUUUUUUGUGUAUUUAAUUUAUUUUGGGGGCCUGCUUCCAGUGGGAAGGGGACUGUUCUGUUUCAAGGCUACCUCAGUCCGUAGUGCCCUUGUUACGGUCUGACCAGGAACGGGACUGAGAAGUAAAGCUACACAGAGAACGUGUAAACCUGUACUCCAUUCCUGUCUGCAGAACAGCUAAGCAUAGGCUUUAUGUUAAAUAUAAACUAAGGAUAAACAGGCAUGUGCUUGCGGUUAUCAUCUACCCAAGCACUUGCUGAAAAUAGAUAUUUUGCUGAAUUGUUUUCAGUCUGUUUUUGCUCCGGGACACCAGACAGUCGGAGUGUCCAGGCAUAGAUAUCUCUCCCAGCUAUCUCUCAGCUCUGCUUUAGAGAGACGUAAGUGCGCCCAGAGCCAGUGCAACCCUCCACAGAACGUCAGCUAGAGCUUCUCCAGUUUGCGUCCAGCAGAGAGGUUUGGAAGAAAACUUGCUUUCUGGCUUUUUGUUUAACAGCACAUCCUGGGCUCUGUGCUGGGAGAGGAGUAACCUCUGAAUUUAACGCAGAGAAGUUUCAGGGUGAUGUCUUUUAGAUGAUAAACUCAGUAAGUAUAUACCCACUUCUAAAAGCUGAAGUGGAGUUUCAGGCAGGGAUGGCUAGCUGGUGAGAUGGGACUAGCUGUGCGGGGUGAGAAAGUUUAUUAAUAGUGUUCCUCCAGUUAAACAGGAGUCUGAAGAGAAGUGUGCCGCCUGAGGAUGGGCAGAGAGGCUUUGCCAGCAAAGAGCUGCAUGUGAUGGAGAAGUUGGGUGAAAAACAUGUUGUCAGAAAGUACUAGGGAAAGACGUUUGGAGCCUGGAGAUAAACACAGAUUCAUGGCUACAUUCCACUCAUUAUCCCGAGCACUGCAUCUCAGUUGUUCUUUUCAGCUUCCCAAAAGGGUUACAUUGCCCUUAACCCCUCGCGGUGGUUUCAGAACUCCCUUUCAUCAGCUGAAUGGCAAGAAGCUAAAAUUCUUCCCCCCUGUUGCUCUCUAUGCAAACUGCAUCAGUGCAGCCAUUUCUUGUUAAUGGCAUAAAACCUGUUUGCAAUCAGUUCACAACAGCUGCUUCACCUCUUGUUUGUAUUAGCCCUUUCCUAAUUCAUGAUCUAAACCAUUACGUGCAUAAAGUUACCGUCUCAGGUCAGUCCUGUGAGCUUUUGUCCAAACCACUAAGUAAUUCUGUUAGCAAGCAAAGUGUGUAGAGUAUUUCAAUCCCAACACUAAGUUCAUUCCAAAAAUGCAAAGUGGUGGAUCUGUUUUUAUUACUGUUUUGUUUCCAUUUUAAUUGUGUAUAAAGUGCACAUUUUCUUUGAAACUGUUAUUAGUAGAGGAUGUAUGUUGAAGCUCUAACUGUUCAUGUCUGUGACUGUAUUCAGUUUCAAAGUAUUGGGUUGGAUUUUUUUCCUUUUGAAGAAAUGAUACAUGCAUUACUUGAAAAUGCUCUCUUGCUUUGGCUUAAUGUAGCCAUUCUGAAAUAAAUAUUCAGAACAGUCUUUUGGACAAAGAAAACACUGAACAUAACUUGAGUUUGUGUUGUCAUUCUCUGGUUUUGGAUGCAGUUUGGAAAAAAAAGUAUUAAAUCCAGUGGAUUACUGAACAUCGUCUGAGAUGACUUCUUUUUCCAACAAUGAAUAUGCUUUGGAUAUGAGAGUGAAGAAGAGGGGUAUUUCAGUGAUUUGUAUUGGAACACAGCUUGAAGUUUUUUAAAAUUUGACCUUGUUCAGUAUAAUAAAGAGUCAGUUUGU
Cygnus atratus (black swan) is the source of this 5228-nucleotide messenger RNA. RefSeq names its product gap junction protein gamma 1 (gene GJC1). Gene Ontology annotation, cellular component: connexin complex. Gene Ontology annotation, biological process: cell communication. Lineage: Eukaryota; Metazoa; Chordata; Aves; Anseriformes; Anatidae. The transcript is spliced from 5 exons. The record is from RefSeq and is a predicted model, not a curated record. The coding region runs from base 892 to 2073 and encodes 393 amino acids.